UUUUACCAGCUUGUACUAGUCUAUGUCUAGCCAACAAAGCAGUGAAGCUAGACUCUCCUAUACUUAUACUCUACGUUGAUGUAAAAUUAACAUCAGUUUACACAAAUGGAACUUGGAGACAGCGGACUGACAAUAGCAGUUAAUGCUGUGAUGUCAUUAACUGCAUUUUUCCUAUGUUUAAAUAUUAUUCCAAAAUUUAAAGAAAUGUUUUUAAAAGCAAAUCUGUGUGGUAUCGAUUUAAACAAGGAAAAUAAAAACAAAAUACCUGAGGCGUUAGGUGUGGUGUGUGGUGCAGUUUUUCUUUGCACAAUGUUUCUCUUCAUGCCGAUGCCAUUCUACAAACAGCUGGCAGAUAAUACACCUGGCAAAUUUCCUCAUCAUGAGUAUAUUCAUUAUUUGGCUGCUCUGCUGUCUAUAUGCUGCAUGGUUUUCUUGGGUUUUGCUGACGAUGUUCUUGACUUGAGGUGGCGCCACAAGCUUCUCCUGCCUACCUUUGCCUCACUGCCUCUGCUGACUGUUUAUUUUAUCAACAUCAAUGCUACCAAUGUUAUCAUGCCCAAACAGCUGCGUUGGCUCUUAGGGUUUGACCUAAACUUAGGGCCACUGUAUUAUCUUUAUAUGGGUAUGUUGGCUGUAUUCUGCACUAAUGCUAUAAAUAUUCAUUCCGGUGUUAAUGGAUUGGAAGUUGGACAGUCCUGCGUGAUAAGUCUAUCUGUGCUUAUUUUUAACUUCACAGAAAUGCAAGGUGAACAUCGAAUGGGACAUGUGUUCUCCAUAUAUUUCAUGAUGCCUUUCCUGGCAGUCAGUACAGCGUUACUUUUUCAUAACUGGUACCCUUCCCGGGUAUUUGUCGGAGACACCUACUGCUAUUUUUCAGGCAUGACCUUUGCUGUGGUUGGCAUUCUUUCCCAUUUCAGUAAAACAAUGCUGCUCUUUUUCAUUCCACAAGUCAUUAAUUUUAUUUACUCCAUUCCUCAAUUGUUCCAUUUUGUCCCUUGUCCACGCCAUAGAUUACCUAGGCUUAAUCCAGAGCUUGGGAAAUUAGAUGCAAGCUAUACAGUAUACAAAACUGGCAGUCUAAAUAAAAUGGGCCAGAUUUUUGUCAAACUUUUUUCUCUUUUUCGUUUGAUAUCAGUAAAGGAAGGAGUUGGAGAAAAUGGUUUGUAUACACAGGUAAAUAAUUUUACAUUAAAUAAUUUCAUUUUGAGAACCUUUGGACCUCUGCAUGAACAAACAUUGGUGAUAAUACUCCUAGCUAUACAGAUUAUUUGCAGUGGCGUGGCAUUUAUAAUCAGAUAUCAAUUGGCUAAAAUAUUUUAUGACAGUUAAAACAAAGUUUUAAUUUAUCUUGCUUGAAAAGUAAAUGAGUCGACAAAUCAAUGUAAUGAUGCAACAGAAACAGCAUUUUUCAAGAUUUAUUCCUUGAAUGUUGUUUUUUUGUUGACAUUUUUGUGGGUUUUUCAUUUCUGUAUUUUUUUUUUUCAGUAUUGUGAUAUGAUAAUAUCAUAUGGAUAUUAUCACUAUUUUAAAUUUAACAUAUAUAAAUGUUGCAUUUGAUUAUUUUAUCACAACAUGUAUAUGAAAUUUAGCAAUUUAAAAUUGUACAUUUUAUUCAGGUUUAGAUUUGUUUAGUCUACAAUAAGAAAAAUAUUUUAAGUUGUUUGUGUUGAUGUGCAAUCCAUAUUAACAAAUCAGAAUUAAAAAAAAAAAAGCUUUUCUUUUAAAUUCUAUCAUAGCUAACUUUGUUAAUGCUAGUACUAAUACCUUGUGCACGUCAUCAGUUAUCUCCCUUACAAAACAAAGCUUAAAAGUGUAAGGGAAUACCUAAAAUAAAUUCUAGGAUGGUGGGAAGGGUCAAUUGGUAUAAACUACAGUUCAAUUGACUCUGAAAUCCAAUCAAACAUAAAGCAAAUAAUUCAAUCAAAAUUGAUGCAUUUUAUGUUUAAGAUGUCAUAAACAACAGCUGCUCAACUAAUGGAGUUGUAGAUGAAAAUAAAGGAAGUGAUGGCAGACAUUAGAAUUAAUCAGUUGUUCUUGUUUUUAACAGUGCCCUACUUUAGAUUUUAUAUUGACAUUUUUAUGUACACUAUUAUACUAUACCAAAUGAGUUCAGGCUUCAAAAUGUAACUGUAAAUGUAAGAAAUAUGUGAUAUGCUUUGUCAGAUUCAGACUUCAUGUUUUGUAGUUUUUUUUCAUCUUUCCAUAUCUUGAGUUCUGUUUUUUUUUUUUUUCUUUUAAUACUUUGUAUAGAGGUACAUGGAUAAAAUUGAUUUGUAUUUCUAAAGACUUAACUGUUUUUAGUUUUGGCAUACCAAAAAAAAAAAGUGCUUCGGCUCUUUACUAUUUCGUCAUUUUAACAGAACUUGUCAUGUCACAACUAUUUCUGGGUAUGUUUAUAUUUUUGUGUGUAGAGUUAUGAUCUGAGAAUAGACAAUAAAUACAUACUAUGACACUA
Molecule: messenger RNA, 2455 nt
Organism: Biomphalaria glabrata
Lineage: Eukaryota; Metazoa; Mollusca; Gastropoda; Planorbidae
Product: UDP-N-acetylglucosamine--dolichyl-phosphate N-acetylglucosaminephosphotransferase-like
Exons: 9
Coding region: 106-1329 (407 amino acids)
Biological process (GO): dolichol-linked oligosaccharide biosynthetic process; protein N-linked glycosylation
Cellular component (GO): membrane
Molecular function (GO): UDP-N-acetylglucosamine-dolichyl-phosphate N-acetylglucosaminephosphotransferase activity
Source: RefSeq, a predicted model, not a curated record